CUUAGACUUCUUCAGUUUGGCUUCCAGGGGUACUGUAGGAAGACAUCAGUGCAAGAUUUUAUUUCUGAAGAUGAUAAAUGUCACUGAUAUUAUGAAAAGCGAGAGCUAUAAAGGAGUAGAGUAAACUAAAAAUUGUGUAUUUUUGUACUAAUAUACACAUCAGCUAUAAAGCUUCAAACCACUCCACACAUGAAAGAUUCAAGUGAUAAUCAAGUUUACUAUCCUUUAUAUUUUAUUGUCAUAUUCAUUUACUGAAAUUCCACUACUACAACAAGAUUAGAAAUAUCAUAUACAUAGAAUAUAGGCUACAAACUCAAUAAGUUUUUCUACUAAAUAUUGUAAUUUUUAAUAGCUUAAAGGUGUAUUUAAAAUACAGAUAUACAUGAUAUCACGAGUUAUACAAUACUUCACUAAUGUCGAAGAUACCCAAGCCUCCAACAGUGACGGUGGUGGUUAAGAACCUGCCAGUAGGGACAACUGAGGAUCAACUGCGAUCACUCUGUGAAAACUUUGGAGGAAUUGUUGAAGUUGAGAUUCCAAACAGAGUAGUAUUCUUCACUAAGUUUAUCUUUGGGUUUGUGCGAUUUGUGAGUUUAGAUGCAGCUCUGAAUGCCGUAAAGAAACUCAAUGGUCUAGUGGUACAGCGGCGUAGGAUUACUGCCGAGGUGGCCCGCAGUCACUGGCGCAACACCAAUGAAAAGACAGUCUUACAUGAGGCUGCACUCGGUGAUGAAGAGAAAGAUGAGGCAGGCCCAGCCCUAUCUGAGGAUGAGCUUGAUGCCAUCAUCAUGGACAUGUGUCACCAACAGUGGCAGCAACACCGACGCAGACAAAGACAUGAAGAUCUGCCAUCGUUUGGUAAAAUCAUGGAGAUAUUGUCCAGUCUGCCUACUAAUAAAGAUGAGAACUUCGUGACUGAAGAUAAGUUUUCACUCCAAGAUGAAGCUUACUAAUUCAUAAGAACAUAAGAACAUAAGAAAGGAGGAACACUGCAGGAGGCCUGUUGGCCCAUACUAUGGCAGGUCCUUUACAAUUCAUCCCACUAACAAAACAUUUGCCCAACCCAAUUUUCAAUGCUACCCAAGAAAUAAGCUCUGAUGUGCAAGUCCCACUCAAAUCCAACCCCUACAACUCAUGUACUUAUCCAACCUAAAUUUGAAACUACCCAAGGUCCUAGCCUCAAUAACCCAACUAGGUAGACUGUUCCACUCAUCAACUACCCUAUUUCCAAACCAAUACUUUCCUAUGUCCUUUCUAAAUCUAAACUUAUCUAAUUUAAAUCCAUUACUGCGGGUUCUCUCUUGGAGUGAUAUCCUCAAGACCUUAUUAAUAUCCCCUUUAUUAAUACCUGUCUUCUACUUCUAUCAGGUCUCCCCUCAUUCUUCGUCUAACAAGUGAAUGUAACUCAAGAGUCUUCAAUCUUUCUUCAUAAGGAAGAUUUCUAAUGCUAUGUAUUAAUUUAGUCAUCCUACGCUGAAUGUUUUCUAACGAAUUUAUGUCCAUUCUAUAAUAUGAAGACCAGAAUUGAGCUGCAUAAUCUAGGUGAGGCGUUACUAAUGAUGUAUAAAGCUGCAGUAUGACUUCUGGACUUCUGUUGCUUACACUUCUUGAUAUAAAUCCCAGUAAUCUAU
Molecule: messenger RNA, 1631 nt
Organism: Cherax quadricarinatus
Lineage: Eukaryota; Metazoa; Arthropoda; Malacostraca; Decapoda; Parastacidae
Source: RefSeq, a predicted model, not a curated record